Molecule: messenger RNA, 5138 nt
Organism: Sebastes umbrosus (honeycomb rockfish)
Lineage: Eukaryota; Metazoa; Chordata; Actinopteri; Perciformes; Sebastidae
Gene: ahcyl2b
Product: adenosylhomocysteinase like 2b
Exons: 17
Coding region: 80-1906 (608 amino acids)
Biological process (GO): L-methionine cycle
Cellular component (GO): cytosol
Source: RefSeq, a predicted model, not a curated record
GGCACAGUCGCUCCUCCGCUCACAUCCGCUUGACUCGCUAUUUGUGUUGGAAAAAGGGACUUUGUGAAACUGCAGCGAGAUGUCAGUCCAGGUUGUGGCAGCGAAAAUGGCAGAGGUCGAACUCAAAGACGUCCCCACCGGCAAAGACUUACCGGCGGGUUCCCCGGUGACACCACCGACCUCGGAGGGCAAGAGCGUCCUCGCCCGGACCGACCCACACGAGGCCGGGUCCUCCUCCGCCGCCGCGUCCCCGACAGCGGAGCUGUCCUCCGGGGCUAAAGCCGGGCAGGACGGCAGCAGCCUGGGUCUGCUCACCCCCAACCCCGCCAAGAUGCCGCAGGCGUCGGCUAUGAAGCGGACGGACCCGCAGCAGAACGGCGGAGAGGCUUUCGUCAACCGGGACGGGACCGUGGCCGAGGCUCCGCGGAUGAAAAAGAUCCAGUUUGCGGACCAGAAACAGGAGUUCAACAAGCGUCCCUCCAAGAUCGGCCGGCGCUCCCUGUCCCGCUCCAUCUCCCAGUCCUCCACAGACAGCUACAGUUCAGCGGCGUCAUACACGGACAGCUCCGACGAUGAGACGUCUCCUCGGGACAAACAGCAGAAGAACUCCAAGGGCAACGGAGACUUCUGCAUCAAAAACCUCAAACAGGCCGACUUUGGCCGCAGAGAGAUUGAGAUCGCAGAGCAAGAGAUGCCAGCCCUGAUGGCUUUGAGGAAGCGAGCCCAGGGGGAGAAACCCCUCGCUGGAGCCAAGGUGGUGGGCUGCACCCAUAUCACCGCCCAGACUGCUGUGCUGAUGGAGACUCUGUCAGCUUUGGGGGCUCAGUGCAGAUGGGCAGCCUGCAACAUCUACUCCACCCAGAAUGAAGUGGCAGCUGCCCUGGCAGAGGGAGGUUUUAGUGUAUUUGCAUGGAAGGGUGAGUCAGAGGACGACUUCUGGUGGUGCAUCGAUCGCUGUGUCAACGUGGAAGGCUGGCAACCCAACAUGAUCUUGGAUGACGGAGGAGACCUGACUCACUGGAUCUAUAAAAAAUACCCCAACAUGUUCAAGAAGAUCAAGGGCAUUGUAGAGGAGAGUGUUACCGGUGUGCACAGGUUGUACCAGCUGUCCAAAGCAGGAAAGCUUUGUGUUCCAGCCAUGAAUGUCAACGACUCCGUGACAAAGCAGAAGUUUGACAACCUCUACUGCUGCAGGGAGUCCAUCUUAGACGGCCUGAAGAGGACCACUGAUGUCAUGUUUGGAGGCAAACAGGUGGUGGUGUGUGGAUACGGAGAGGUGGGAAAAGGCUGCUGUGCCGCCCUCAAAGCAAUGGGCUCCAUCGUCUACGUCACAGAGAUCGACCCCAUCUGUGCCUUGCAGGCCUGCAUGGACGGCUUCAGGCUGGUGAAACUGAACGAAGUCAUCAGACAAGUGGACAUCGUCAUCACCUGCACAGGCAAUAAGAACGUGGUGGUGAGAGAAUACCUUGACCGCAUGAAGAACGGCUGCAUCGUCUGCAACAUGGGACACUCCAACACCGAGAUCGAUGUGGCAAGCCUGCGGACUCCUGAACUGACCUGGGAGAGAGUGCGCUCUCAGGUGGACCACGUCAUCUGGCCCGACGGCAAGAGGAUAGUGCUGCUGGCUGAGGGACGUCUGCUGAACCUUAGCUGUUCCACUGUGCCCACCUUCGUGCUCUCCAUCACCGCCACCACCCAGGCGCUGGCUCUGAUAGAGCUGUACAAUGCCCCAGAGGGACGCUACAAACAGGACGUUUACCUGCUGCCCAAGAAGAUGGAUGAAUAUGUGGCCAGCCUACAUCUUCCUACAUUUGACGCACAUCUCACAGAGCUGAGUGAUGAGCAGGCCAAGUAUCUGGGCUUGAACAAGAACGGCCCCUUCAAGCCAAACUACUAUAGGUAUUAAACCAGGGUCAGGGUUGGACUGAAGAAAUACAAAUACUCCAUGAAUGGCACAGACUCAUAGAGGGAGAGGAGGAGGAGGAGGAUGAGGAGAACAGGAGGAAGGACGGACAGACAGAACAGUGAACACACCGGCUUUAUAUAUGGGGGGGGGUAGGGGAGGAGCUCUGACUGAGCCUGAGGGGGAAGGGGGGGGUCGUGGCUUUCCCUGCGCUUAUGGCAGCCGUUUUAUUUAUUCACACUCUGAUAUCAUUAACUCUAAAUCUGGAGCUGCUCCUGCCAUUCGCCAUUAGCUAGCUCCCCGACGUCUUCUCCUGGAAGAUGUUUUACUUCCCUUCUUCUCGUCAUUUCAACACCAUUAUUUCUUUCUCUUUAGAUGCUCAUUUGUGUGUCGAGUUGUAUGUAAAUCCUCCAUCCUCCCUUCCCAUUGCCAGAUCUUUUAUUGUUUAACUAUUAAAGAUGAAAUUAUUGUUGCUAAAAAGAUAUAUACUAUAGAAAAAAAACAACUUGAUUUAAAAAAACAAACAAAAAAACAAUCUGUAUGAAUGAAGAUGACCGUUGAAGAUUUAGCGACGGACACUUUUUUCCUGUCCUUUUUUUUUGUUGUCGUCUUUUCUUUUUCUACCUGUGAUUUUCUCUUGUGUAAUAUUGCGAGGGCGGGGGUUAGACCUAAUGGGCGGGGUUAGGUGGGAUCUCAGGGUCCAAUCAUAUCAUGUCUUUUAUUUGAUCGUUUCAUUGAGAUUCACCGUUGUGUCUGUUUUUAAACAUUUUUUUAUGCGUUCUGUCCCUUCGGAUCAGCCUGUAGUUUGUCACAACUCCUUUCUUAGUAUGACUGGACGGUGGCCGGCUCUUCCCACCUGUCACUCAAAGCCACAGUGAAACCAUCUCAUUGGCUGCUUCUUUCUCGGCUUCCAGCUGCUCACGCGGCGCCAGUGUUGAAGUAAUGAAAAGUAUUUCAAGCUUGUGAGAGCUAACCUUUUUCAUUUUGUCUCUUCCUUUUUACCACGAAUGACUAUACUGUAUUAGAAGCAUGGCAGGCUGUCAGAUCAUUACAAGGGGUAUACUGUAUAUUUAGAUAUUUAUAUUGAAAUUUAAGAAUUUUCUAUCUUUUUCUCUCCUGCGCCAUCAUUACUUUUGAAAAGAAAUCAACAUAUGUCAUAAAAAAUAAGCAAUUAAAUGUUCUAAUGAUAAGUGUAAUAAAUGUACUUAAACCUUCACUUUGAAUACUGUGACAGAAAAUAUUUACAGAGAUACCAAAUGAGCAGCAAGUCGCUACCUGGCCGGUACUUAAACAGAUAUCUUCAAUCAGGUCCUCAUUGGAAAGUAUGGUGCUGUUAAGAUUUACUGUACUUACCAUACACAACUCUUUGGUACUCACAGAUGCAGUCAAUGGGUUCAGUUUAAACAAUACAAUCUGGGAUCUGAUUUCCAUUAUGAUUUAUUUUCUUUCCAUCCAAGAAGCACAUUUACCUUCUCUGCAAAUUCAUGUGCAUUUGCUUGUAAAGGGAUUUUUCACCUUUUUUUUUUUUUUUAAAGAUCUCCAAACUUGGCGUGCUGUCCCUGAUAUAUAUUUUAGUUCCUGCCCCCCCUCCCCCCCUGAAAGGCUUAGAUUCUACCGGUACAAUGAGCUGCACAGUCAUCAUCCUCGGCAGCUCGUCCCCAGCUGACCUGACGGUGGAAAUUAGAAAGUCCUGACAGUCAUUUCACCUGACAGCCAAGUGCACCCCGCCGCUACUCCGGCUCUGCACCUGAACCAAUCAGGUUCUCUGCUAACCUGCUGUGAGACGCUGCCAGCUCUACUCUCUCUGAGAGGGAUCAAAUGCUUAAACACACAAAUAUGGUAGCUCAUUAUCCAGGUCUGAGAAUGUCCUGUACUGUAUAUGGAAAAUUAAUUUAAUCAGUUUACAGAUUUUGAACAAGAGGUAAUAGCACAAAAAUCUUUGUUUACCAGUUGAAUACUUUGGCUCAUUCAAAAUACAAAUAUGCACAAUUCAUGCAAUUUAUGUCGUGACAUUAUGAGUAAUAUCAUUACAUGAUAUUUAAUACCAACCAAAGUAUUUAAAGGAAUGUUUUUGAAAUUUUGGGAAAUAUCCGUGAACAUGUAAACCUCUCUAAUGUUUAUAUGAGAAAUAUGCUGCUGGGAGCCAUUAGCCAAUUAGCAUAUGUUAGUAUAAAGGUAACAAAAUCCAACUAACAGCACCUUUAAAUUAGGGUUUUUGUAUUAAUUAAACAAAACUGACAUGUUAAUCAGUGAGCUUUAAAGGUGCUUGUAGGUGGACUUUGUUACUUCAGGCUAGCUGUUUCCAUCUGCUUCCAGUCUCUAUGCUAAGCUAAGCUAACUAGCAGCUUGCCCCAGCUACAUAUUUAGCGUACAGACAUGAGAGUGGGAUUGAUCUUCUCAUGUAAGUCUCAACAAGAAACUGUAUUUCUCAAAAUGUCAAACUAUUCCUUUUAAAUUUGGUAAAAGCAAAUUUAAGUCUAAAGAAAUAGACAUUUUAAAGGUGCGUAGGAACUUCUUAGAUAAACCUAGCAUACGCCCAUAUGCCGCCAUGUAAUGACAAGAUCCUACACUGUGUCACGGCCCACACAACCUCAAUGUCACUUUGUUCCCUGCCAAUGUUUGUGCAUUUCUCUGUCUCCUUGUGCUGUUGAGAAUCCCCUCUUAAAGUAGUGUGACCUCUUGUCAGUGUAGCUCUUAAACCUGUCGUCUUGAGUCUUAUUUUUCCCUUUUUUGUAAGUGUGAAUGUGCGUUAAAAGAGUAUGUUACCUCUUGAGAGAAAGCUGAUUAUAGAUGAUGACGUGUGUGUGUGCGUGUAAAUGUCUUUCUGUGUCUGUACGCAUCCUCUUUUUGUUGGCCAUGGUUGCUUCGUUAAACCGCUGCCUCAGGAUCCUAGCCUGUGCGUUAGGGAGAGAAACCAUUUUUUGUUUUGUCAGCCGUAAGCUGACCAACAGACGGGUGGGCAGGGGAAGACACCAGCAUCGUAUAUGUAUAUACAUACUAUAUACAGAUACGACAACCUUUAAAAGUAUAGGACGGUAAAAGAAGAAUCCACUCCUGUAUUUAUUGUUGUAAAUCCUCAUUCAGUGCAAACUGGCAAAAUUCUCAAACAUGUUUUAAGUUGUCUAAUAAAGAAGAAAAACAACCUUGUUUAAAUAUUGCAAGUGAUAAUGGUAGAUGAUGAGCAAUAAUUUAAAACAUUCUGUAAUCUUAAUGAAUAAAGAUGUAAAAAUUGUAA